UAGAAGACAAUUUUAAAUUUUAUUAGAGUAAGAGAUUAAAAAAGGAGGAUCUGUGAUUGAUGAACUGAGAUGCUGUACACAGUGACUCACAGAAGCCUAUUAUGCUUGGAGAUCCACAGUUAUAGUAUACAUGAAGCUCAGGAUCUGAACCUGAUAUGACUGAUCCGGACGUGCUCACUGAAGUCCCGGCAGCUCUCAAACGCCUUGCCAAAUAUGUGGUCCGUGGGUUUUAUGGCAUUGAGCACGCGUUGGCUCUGGACAUUCUCAUCCGGAACCCGUGCGUGAAGGAGGAGGACAUGCUGGAGCUCCUCAAGUUUGACAGAAAGCAGCUGCGGGCCGUCCUCAACACGCUCAAGGGUGACAAGUUCAUCAAAUGCAGGAUGAGGGUAGAGACGGCUCCAGAUGGCAAAACCACCCGUCACAACUACUACUUCAUCAACUACCGCCUUCUGGUGAACGUGGUGAAGUACAAGCUGGACCACAUGAGGAGGAGGAUUGAGACCGACGAACGAGACUCCACCAAUCGCGCCUCUUUUAAAUGCCCCAUUUGCUUCAGCACUUUCACAGAUUUGGAGGCCAACCAGCUCUUUGACCCUCUAACAGGAACUUUCCGGUGUACUUUCUGCGAGACCGAAGUGGAGGAGGACGAGUCGGCGAUGCCCAAGAAGGACGCCAGGACGCUCGUGGCGAGGUUCAACGAGCAGAUUGAGCCUAUCUACGCCCUGCUUCGCGAGACCGAAGAUGUCAACUUAGCCUACGAAAUCCUCGAGCCGGAACCCACGGAGAUCCCGGCGCUGAAGCAGAGCAAGGAGCGAGCUGCUGCUGGGUCCGGGACAGCCGGCCUCACAGGCGGCCACCACCGGGAAGCAUGGACCACAAAAGGACCCUCCUAUGAAGACCUGUACACCCAGAACGUCGUCAUCAGCAUGGAAGACCAGGAGGACCUUAACCGGUCUGCAAGUGAAGGAAAGCCAGCCAGGGAGAGGCCAAUUUGGCUGCGGGAGAGCACAGUGCAAGGAGCUUAUGACCCCGAUGACAUCAAGGACGGUGGCCGGGACCUGGAUACAUUCCAGGAGCGCGAGGAGGGCCGGGCAGCUCUAGAUGACAACGAGGAGGUGAUGCGGGCCCUGCUUAUCCACGAGAAGAAGACGCCCUCUGCUUCCACGGUCACCGUGGGGAGCGCGGCUCCGCUCUCCGGCGCCAAUGCCAGUGACUCCGAGAGUGAGACAAGCGAGUCGGAAGAGGAGUCCCCUCCACGCCCUGCUGCCACGGCCACCACCACCUACGGGUUGGAGGAUGAUGAUGACGAGGAGGAGUUUGAGGUGGUGGCCGAGGACCCCACUGUCAUGGUGGCCGGGCACCCACACUCGUACAGCCAAGUGAGCCAGCGCCCCGAGCUGGUGGCCCAGAUGACUCCAGAGGAGAAGGAGGUCUAUAUAGCCAUGGGGCGGCGCAUGUUUGAGGACAUGUUCGAUUAACUGCUGCCUGCCACGGCAUUUUUUUUUAAAAAGUGAUUUUUUUAAGCCAGAAACUUCCUAGUAAAACAGGACUGAAGUGAACCUUUUCUCCGCUGCGCACGGGGACACUGGGGCUUGGACCGCCUAAUCUCAGGCAUCUUGCCCGCCAAACAGGGGCAUCAGGAAGGCUGCUUGUGCCAAAACAGGUAGGAGAGGUCACGUCUCAGAAGUGAGGAGGUUUGUGAGGUAAAACUCUGCUUUAGUGAGCCCUGCAUGGGCACUGGCUUAAACCAGUGCCUCCCCCGAGUUGUUUUGAGUCUGCUUCUGUUGCGGAUGCUCAGAAAUUCCAUGUCUGUGUCCUCCAAGGAUGUGAGUGCUCCUUGGUUUGACGACAGCGCUGUGCAGUAGCGGGUGUAAGUUACACUGCAGCUGGACUGGCACGAGGAGCGAAGAGCCCUUGUCUGCAGGCCUGGGCACAAACAGCCCGUGCCCAAUCUCCUGCCAGCGACAACCGAGGCUUGUGGCUUCUGAGCAGCCCUGAGCAGCCCUGCAGCCCCUAUUACCUUUAUUGCUCCUGUCUUCUCCUUUCUAGGUCUUUUCCAGGGGGCAGUCACAGUUGUGGCUGUGUGUGACUGCAGUGUGUCCUGGCCAGGUUCCAUCUGCACCAGUUUCCCAGGCAGUUUAGCCUCCCGGGGAGGGCGACUGGAGAGGUCAGUUGUGUCUAACUGCAGUGGCACCACCGGGUGACUUGUUGCACCUGGGGGAGAGCAGGAAGCAGAGCUGUGCACCACCACUGCUUGGGGAGGCUCUAAGAACCAUCACUUUGCAAGCUGUGUGCUGCAGCCUCCACGUUGCAGAGCUCAGGUAUUCCACUCCUCCAACUGAAGUUUUCCCGCCUCGGUCAGCUCCAUCCUUUACACACAAGCCCGUGUAACCACAGGGUUACUUAAGCUUGCUCCUUCAGAGAUGGUGACCGUCACUCUCCUGCUUUUCAACGGGGAAUGCUCAGCACCUCAAGUCAGAGGGAUGCGAAAGCAUCCAGAGCGAAGGCCGCACCGGGCACAUGCAGUCACUCUCGGCCACUCUUUGUACAAGAGCCCUCCCUGGAUCUAAGCUCUCAGAGCACCCUGGCUACCAGGAGAUCCCUUUGUUUUCUACCACAGCUGCCUGCCACUUCUCCCUGCAGCCUCCAGCGCUGCCGAGCAGCAGCAGAACGCGAGCGUGGCUCCACAGCUCCUCCUUCCCUUCGGGCAUGAUGGAGCUGCACCAUUUCUAAAAGAAUUACACGGUUUUAAAUGCUGCUUUGGCACGUUCUCUUCCCAUAGGAAAACAUUUACCAGUGCGUACAGAGCAAUACCACAUUUGUAAUGUCAUUCUCUCUCAGCAAGCGUUUUUGAUUUUGUUUUUUAAAUUGUUGUGUUUUCUUAUCCAGUGCUACAGUGAAAGAAAAUGAUAAAAGAAUUGUAUGUUGCAGAGGGUAGGGCUAGUAUCAAGUGCAGUUCGAUUUACCUGAGCGGGGUGGAUUUCCUGCUCACUGAGACUCUAAACCUGUUUUAUACUGACUAGGCUUUGUAUGUUUUGCUAACCUUGUAAUGCCUCCUUUG
Molecule: messenger RNA, 3061 nt
Organism: Nothoprocta perdicaria
Lineage: Eukaryota; Metazoa; Chordata; Aves; Tinamiformes; Tinamidae
Gene: GTF2E1
Product: general transcription factor IIE subunit 1
Exons: 5
Coding region: 156-1478 (440 amino acids)
Biological process (GO): transcription open complex formation at RNA polymerase II promoter; transcription initiation at RNA polymerase II promoter
Cellular component (GO): transcription factor TFIIE complex
Source: RefSeq, a predicted model, not a curated record